Molecule: messenger RNA, 1119 nt
Organism: Rotaria sordida
Lineage: Eukaryota; Metazoa; Rotifera; Eurotatoria; Philodinida; Philodinidae
Source: the annotation of a GenBank genome assembly
AUGAUCGUUGGUGGUGUACUUGGCCCAAUAAAAGCUUACUUUGGUACCGUUGUAAGUCAAGGACGAGUGCCAAGAUCAUGGAACACGCCACCACGAUUAUCCCGAGAUAACAUAUAUGUAGUUUUAAGUACAAUCGAUUUGACAGGUUUACAACAAAAUAUAUAUGGACCCAACAACAUUAUAUCAACACCGUUGAAGGAACAAUUUGUUUCAUCGAUUUUGCAUGUGUCUGCAUUGUCAAAUAAACUUUUACAAACACCAACACGUAAUCAAUCAACAUCUGUUAUUAAUGCUUCGUAUAAUGAAUCAAAAGUGAUUCCAGCUUGCUUACCAACUCCAAAUCCGUCGUCAUCUAAUUUUGCAUCACGAUUUCGUGCAGAUGUAGUACAACUUGUUGAAGAUCGUGAUGAUCAUUUACUUCAAGUUAUUUCUGAAGCUCAAGUUGACAAUGAUACUAUCAAUCCUGUACUUUUGCUAGCAAAACAUGAUGUUCAUGGCGAAUACGACAUGGAUGACAGCGAUGACUUGCUUGAGUUAUUAGGCAAUUUAGAUGAAUAUACAACUGCUGCAGUCAAUACCACAAGAAAAACAACAGAAAAUAAAUAUAUUGAAGAAAUUAUCGAAGCAGUCGAGAACGUUGGACGAUUUAAUCAUACGAACACAUAUUAUCAAUCUUCUUUAGAUAUAUCAAUUGAUCGUACUAAUCGACAACUUAUACCGUUCCUUUGUGCAACACCUCAUCUUGUUCAACUCAAUGCAAAAUGGCAAAAACAGCUGAAGAUCGAGAAAGAACGAGUUAGACGAAGUUUAAUUAUAGGGAACUAUGACAAAGAUGAUGAUACAUUGGAUUUAUUUGCUAUAAGAGAUGCCGUUGUAACAGUGGUGAAUCCAAAUAAUUAUAGUACAAACAAUUUUGAAAACUAUGGUUCAAUUCUUCCAGUGCUUAAAGUCAUACAUAACUUUCCUACUCAGGCAAGUAUUAUUAAUGAAUUUACAUUAAACAGAGAACAACGAGCUGCAUUUAUGAUCAUAACAAGUCAUCUUGAUGGUGACAACCGAUGUCGCAUAAGUAUUUUUACAAUACACGUCAUCACAAAUCGAAAUAUACAAUCUGUUUAG